AUGGGAGUGAGAGAUCGAAUGUCGUCGACCGCUCGCAAGUCCACAGAAGAAUACGAUGAUGAAGGUGCGAUGAAGGUGGAUACUUCCUCAAGCGUGAAGAAUGACAACAUGACUUCAGAAAUGACCGUAAAAGAUAUAUCUGUGCUUAUCUCAGAAGAGAGCAACGCGACAUUAUUCGACUCCAAAAGCAGUGCAAAGCUGGGCGGAGAACAUCACAGCAAUGAAAAGGAGAAGCUAGAGGAAGGUUAG
Molecule: messenger RNA, 249 nt
Organism: Sphaeroforma arctica JP610
Lineage: Eukaryota; Ichthyosporea; Ichthyophonida
Exons: 1
Coding region: 1-249 (82 amino acids)
Source: RefSeq, a predicted model, not a curated record